This is a messenger RNA of Anopheles merus, 480 nucleotides long. RefSeq names its product FKBP-type peptidyl-prolyl cis-trans isomerase SlyD-like. Bases 108 to 389 code for a protein of 93 amino acids. The transcript is spliced from 2 exons. NCBI's taxonomy places the organism in Eukaryota, Metazoa, Arthropoda, Insecta, Diptera, Culicidae. The record is from RefSeq and is a predicted model, not a curated record.
AGUGCAGCGGUGCCAGGAAACUGACCAGUCCAGCCGGAGACGCUGCACAGUAAAUAGCUCAGUACAGUUUGAGUGAGUGAAGCGAAGUAUAGCUUAACAUUGCCAUCAUGACUAAAUGGGGACCUAUUUUGUUGGCGAUCUUUGUCGUCGUGGCGAUUGUCGCCGUUCAAGCCGACCAUGGUGGUGAACACGGUGGCCAAGAUGAUCACAGGAAACAUGCAGACUACCACGGAUCGGAUUCGCACCAUGGCCACGGAAAGGACGGCAAGAAAUGCGAUCAUGGACAUAAACAUGGCAGGGAUCAUGCUGCGGGACAUCACAAUCACGAUCAUGAGCAUGGUCACUCGCACGGAUCGGAUCACGGCCAUCAGGAUGGGCACGGACACUAGGGGAAAUGUGAUCACGCUGUAAAGAGAAAACUUCUUUGCUUUUUUUUUCAAGCCAUAUGAACAUUCAAAUAAAAAAAGUAUUUAAAAUGUA